Molecule: messenger RNA, 781 nt
Organism: Toxotes jaculatrix (banded archerfish)
Lineage: Eukaryota; Metazoa; Chordata; Actinopteri; Toxotidae
Product: ubiquitin-conjugating enzyme E2 L3-like
Exons: 4
Coding region: 56-520 (154 amino acids)
Source: RefSeq, a predicted model, not a curated record
GUCGAGCACGAAAGCAAAGAAACAGGAAGAAGAAGAAGACGCGAUCUGUUCCACAAUGACUUCGACCAGGAGAUUGGGCAAGGAGCUUGAUGACAUCCGUAAAUCUGGGAUGAAGCAUUUCCGCAACAUCCAAGUGGAUGAAUCAAAUAUCUUGACCUGGCAAGGGCUCAUUGUUCCUGACUGUCCCCCAUAUGACAAAGGAGCGUUCCGGAUUGAGAUCAUCUUCCCGGCAGAGUACCCCUUCAAGCCACCCAAGAUCACCUUCAAGACAAAAAUCUACCAUCCCAACAUUGACGAGAAGGGUCAGGUCUGCCUGCCGAUCAUCAGCGUGGAGAACUGGAAACCAGCCACAAGAACCUGCCAAGUGAUCCAGUGUCUCAUUGCUCUGGUGAACAUCCCUCAGCCCGAGCACCCGCUGAGGGCAGACCUGGCAGAGGAAUACACUAAAGACCGCGCAAAGUUCAUGAAGAAUGCCGAGGAGUUUACAAAGAAACACAGUGAAAAGCGACCUGUAGACUGACGACACAGCAUUGACACUCACGGCUGUUGGCCUCCUUUCUGUUUCCUAUUGAAAGAGCUCGCCCUGACUCUCUGUUCUUAUCUCUAAACCACACAGAGAUGCCCUGUUCUCGCAUACCUGCAUUGUUUUAGCACUCUCCAGCCACUCCUUAAUAGAGGCUUGUGUUUCUGUUUCCCUUUGCCAAAAAAAAAGCAGGACUUUUUGGUGAAUAGGCAGGCUCUGGCCUCUAGGUGUCACCUUUUGGUUUGUUAAUGACUUCUU